AUGUGCAAUGGUUUGCCGGAGGAGACACAUGACCCGGCAGAAGUAAUAGAGCGCAAGCAACACGCUCUGAUCAAGUCUCUUAUGAAUCUCACGUCGACGCUCGACAACCUCUUGACGGAAAUGGGGAAGUCGUCUAGUGUGGGGACAAAUGAGAAAGGGAAGAACAAGUCCAUCAUUGAUAUUCCGAUCUCUUCUGAGAAACCUGAAGUGUCAGCAAAGGACGACGGCAGAAAGGACAAGGAAGCCAAGAAGGAAGCUCGCAAAGCCGCUAAGGCAGAAGCUAAAAGCAAGGUGGCAUCCGCUCCGUCUAGUACGGCUAAAUCCACAGCUCUAGCUGCUUCUGACCGACUGUGGACGGUUAACGAGGACAAAAGAACGUCGGAAACUGGC
Messenger RNA from Cooperia oncophora, 390 nucleotides. The record is from the annotation of a GenBank genome assembly. Lineage: Eukaryota; Metazoa; Nematoda; Chromadorea; Rhabditida; Trichostrongylidae.